Molecule: messenger RNA, 1365 nt
Organism: Bufo bufo (common toad)
Lineage: Eukaryota; Metazoa; Chordata; Amphibia; Anura; Bufonidae
Product: neurotensin receptor type 1-like
Exons: 2
Coding region: 1-1365 (454 amino acids)
Biological process (GO): G protein-coupled receptor signaling pathway
Cellular component (GO): plasma membrane
Molecular function (GO): G protein-coupled receptor activity
Source: RefSeq, a predicted model, not a curated record
AUGAACCAGUCGGAUGCAGCUGCUCACAACGAAUGCCUAAACUACGUCAACGUGGACAAUGGAUCUCUGUGGAACGAAAGCGUUGGCUCCAACACCUCCCGAAGAACUCUGCAUCACCUCUUUAUUGGAGCCCAAAAGCAGGAACCCAGUCAUGUGGCCAUUCCGGCCACUAUUUUUUACAGCCUCCUCUUCCUUUUCGGUAUGUUGGCCAACGGGCUUACCAUCCUUACUUUGAUGAGAAACAGUAGGAUGAAAGUGAGCGCCAUCCGCUUCUACCUCUUGAGUUUGGCCUUGGCCGAUAUUCUACUUCUGCUAACGAUCCCAGUGACUUUGUACAGGUACUUCUGGCAAUAUUACCCUUGGGCUCUGUCUGACACGGUGUGUAAACUCUAUUUCAUGAUCAGGCAGGUCUACUGUGCCACCACCAGUUGGACCAUCGUUGCGCUCACUUCAGAGAGAUACUUUGCCAUAUGUCAUCGCAUGUGGUCGAUCACCGGACUUCGUAAAUCCCGCAUGGCUUAUUUAUUGGCCUUCAUUUGGAUUUUGUCCUUCCUCAGCACUAUACCUGUGGCUAUUGUAUAUGGUGAGUCUUCAGCGUGUAUCCUGGACUACACCGCUACUUCUCAGGACAAGGUUGUCCUUGACUCCACAGUGUGUGAAAUGCUGGAACCAAAACCAUAUAUCGUUUAUAAAAGCAUCAUGCAAAUUCGGAGCAUCUUGUUCUUCGUCGUGCCCUUGGUUGCCAUCAUUAUUUUUCACCUCCUGAUAUUCCAUCACUUUAGAAUGAACCACCGGCAGAGGGAAAUGAUUGGGCUCACAAGAACACACUGGCAAUUUUCUUCAAAGCAUAUGAAUCAGCCUCGUAGUCAGCCAUUGUCAGAAAGAAAGGCUCGUCAACUUAUGGGUGCGGUGGUGGUGGCGUUCUUCUUGUGCAAUUUUCCAGACACGGCGUCCUCCCUCAUGCAGAUCUAUAUAGAUAACUGGAACACCUAUGUGCUGAAGGUCUACACCUUACUGAAGACUUACCUCUCGCUGCCACUCUGGUAUCUCAAUAGCGCUCUGGACCCAAUCCUGUUUUGCAUCUCGUCUACGUCUUUCCGCAGUGCGUGCAGGGAAACCCUAUCGGCAGUUCCUCCCUGGCAGGAAAAAUCUGCAGACGGACCACAUCACAUAUCCCAAGCCUCCGGUGUCCGGUCCGGAGGAUCUUCCCUGUUGUCGGCACCCAGCACACGUUCAACAUGGACCCUGAAUUCCAAUGAAGGAGAAUUGAAAGUGAGCUCAGGCCAGGCUUGCAAUAGUGACCCCAAACUUUUAUUCUUCAGGCACCUUGAUGUGAUGGAAGUAAGGGACUUCUCUGUGCCAUAA